This is a messenger RNA of Erinaceus europaeus (western European hedgehog), 5089 nucleotides long. RefSeq names its product integrin subunit alpha L (gene ITGAL). Gene Ontology annotation, cellular component: external side of plasma membrane; integrin complex. The record is from RefSeq and is a predicted model, not a curated record. Bases 21 to 3623 code for a protein of 1200 amino acids. Gene Ontology annotation, molecular function: integrin binding. Lineage: Eukaryota; Metazoa; Chordata; Mammalia; Eulipotyphla; Erinaceidae. Gene Ontology annotation, biological process: cell-matrix adhesion; cell adhesion mediated by integrin; integrin-mediated signaling pathway. The transcript is spliced from 32 exons.
ACAGUAGAGCGAAGACUGAAAUGACCAUCUCUCCGAGUGCCAGGAGGAUGUGUGCCAGGCAGCCAGAAAGUCCCAAGGGGCCCUCUGAGAUUAAGCCCAGGUCAAGGCCUUCCAGUUGCCCAGAGAUGAGCUCCUGCAUCUUCCUAGUCAGGCUGCUGCUGUUGGGGCCUCUGCUGUUUGCCCUGGCCUCCAGCUACAACCUGGAUGUACGGCAUGUGCAGAACUUCUCCUUCCCGCUCGCUGGCAGGCAUUUUGGGUACCGAGUCCUACAGGUUGGAGAUGGGAUUGUUGUGGGAGCUCCCGGUGAGGGGAACAGCACGGGGUCUCUCUAUCAGUGCCAGCCGGGAUCUGGGACCUGCCAGUCAGUCAGCCUGAGUGGUUCCAACUACACCUCCAAGUAUUUGGGAAUGACGCUGGCAACAGACCCCACAAAUGGACAUCUUCUGGCCUGUGACCCUGGGCUGGCACGGAUGUGUGACCAGAAUAUCUACCUGAGUGGCCAGUGUUACCUCUUCCACCAGAAUCUGAGGGGUCCUGAGAAGCAAGGGCGCCCUGGCUAUCAGGAAUGUAUAAAGGGCAACGUUGACCUGGUAUUUCUGUUCGAUGGCUCCGGGAGCAUGAGGAAAGAUGAAUUCCAUAAAAUCCUGGACUUCAUGAAGGAUGUGAUGAAGAAACUCAGCAACUCUUCCUACCAGUUUGCUGCUGUCCAGUUUUCUUCCACCUUCAAGACGGAAUUUAACUUCUUGGAUUAUAUGAAGCUGAAGGACCCUGAUGCUCUUCUGGGCCAAGUGAAGCACAUGGCCGAGCUGACCAACACCUUUGGCGCCAUCAAAUAUGUUGCGAAUGAGGUGUUCCGACAAGACUUGGGGGCCCGACCAGAUGCCACCAAAGUAAUGAUCAUCAUCACAGACGGUGAAGCUUCCGACCAUGGCAACAUCGAUGUGGCUCAAGAUAUCAUCCGCUACAUCAUCGGGAUUGGAAGGCAAUUUAAAUCCAAGGAGAGUCAAGAGAAACUCCACAUAUUUGCCUCGACUCCCAUAACAGAAUUUGUCAAGAUUUUGGACACAUUUGAGAAGCUUAAGGAUCUAUUCACAGAACUGCAGAAGAAGAUCUACGCCAUCGAGGGCACAAACAAACAGGACCAAGCGUCCUUUGACAUGGAGCUCUCUUCCAGCGGGAUCAGCGCCGACCUGAGCCAGAACCAUGGUGUCGUGGGGGCAGUUGGUGCCAAGGACUGGGCCGGGGGCUUCGUAGACCUGAAGGCAGACCUGCGGGACGCCAUGUUUGUUGGGAAUGAGCAGAGGACCCCAGAAGUGAAAGACAGCUACUUGGGUUACACGGUCACCUGGCUGCCUUCACGAGGGAGUACUCCACUGCUGGCAGCUGGAGCCCCCCGGUACCAGCACGUGGGCCAGGUGCUACUGUUUCAAGAGUCACAGGCCCAGGGGAACUGGAGUCAGGUCCAGAAGAUCCAGGGGGUCCAGGUAGGCUCCUACUUCGGUGGUGAGCUGUGUGGCGUUGACGUGGACCAGGAUGGGGAGACAGAGCUGCUGCUGAUCGGAGCCCCCUUAUUCUAUGGGGAGCAGAGAGGAGGCCGGGUGUUCAUCUACCACAGGAAGCAGCUGGAGUUCAAUGUGGCCUCAGAACUGCAGGGGGGCCUGGGCUACCCCCUCGGACGGUUCGGAGCUGCCAUUGCUGCCCUAUCUGACCUCAACGGGGAUGGGCUGACAGACGUGGCUGUGGGGGCCCCCCUGGAGGCACGGGGCACUGUGUAUAUCUUCAGUGGAAGGCGUGGAGGGCUGAACCCCCAGCCCAGCCAGCGGAUAGAAGGAACCCAGGUGUCCCCAGGAAUUCAAUGGUUUGGACGCUCCAUCCACGGAGUGAAGGACCUUGGAGGUGAUGGCCUGACCGACGUGGCUGUGGGGGCUGAGGGCCAGGUGGUUGUGCUGAGCUCCCGGCCCGUGGUGGAUGUGGUGACUGUGGUGUCCUUCUUCCCGGCGGAGAUCCCGGUGCACGAGGUGGAGUGCUCCCAGCCCACCAGCGAGAGGCAGAAGGAAGGUGUGAACAUCACCAUCUGCUUCCAGGUCAAAUUGCUCACACAGCAAUUCAAAGGGCGCCUGCGCGCCAACCUCAGGUACACUCUGCAGCUGGAUGGCCACCGAACCAGAAGCCGAGGCCUAUUUCCUGGAGGGAGCCACGAGCUCAGUGGGGUCACCAUCGUCACCCCCACCAAGGCCUGCACUGACUUCUGGUUCCACUUCCCGGUAUGCAUUCAAGAUCUCAUCUCUCCCAUCAACGUCUCCCUCAAUUUUUCACUCCGGGACAAUGAAGAGACUCCGAGGGACCCAGGGCUGGACCAGAACUCAAGACCCAUCCUCAGGCCUUCAGCCCACUCUGAGACCAAGGAGAUCCCAUUUGAGAAGAACUGUGGGGAGGACAAGAAAUGUGAGGCAAACCUGAAGCUGGCCUUCUCUCCUUCCAGGUCCAGAGUCCUGCACCUGACGCCCUCAGCCAGUCUCUCUGUGGUGCUGACACUGAGUAACAUGGGGGAAGACGCCUACUGGGUCCAGCUCAGCCUGCGCUCCCCCCGGGGACUCUCCUUUCGCAAAGUAGAGGUGCUCAAGCCCCACAGCCAGACCCCUGUGAGCUGUGAGGAGCUCUUGGAGGAGGCCCCGCUGCCCACCAGGAGCCUGGCUUGCAAUGUGAGCUCCCCCAUCUUUAAGGCCGGCCGCCUGGUUGAAGUCCAGGUGAUGUUUCACACGCUGCCCAACAGCUCCUGGGGGGACACGGUGGCGCUGCAGGCCAACGUGAGCUGCAACAAUGAGGACCUGAACCUCCUUGAGGACAACUCUGCAGCCACCAGCAUCCCGAUCCUGUAUCCCAUCAACAUCCUCACCGAGGACCAGGAGAACUCCACACUCCACGUCAGCUUCACCCCCAAGGGCACCCAGAGCCACCAGGUCAAGCACCUCUACCAGGUGAGGAUCCAGCCGUCUGUGUUUGACUACCAUGUGCCCACCCUGGAGGCUGUGAUUGGGGUCCCAGGGCCUUAUAUCGGGGGACCGGUCACAAGCAAGUGGAGCAUGCAGAUGGAGCCCCCGGUCACCUGCCAUGAGGAGAAUCUGGAGAGGCUGCCAAGUACAGACGAGCCCUGCUCGCCUGGAGCCCGGUUCCGCUGCCCAUUCACUUUCCAGCAGGAGCUCCAUGUGCAAGUGUUGGGGACGGUGGAGCUGGCCAAGGAGAUAGAGGCCUCCUCCAUGUUCAGCCUCUGCAGCUCCAUUGCCGUCACCUUCAAUAGCACCAGGCAUUUCUACCUCUAUGGCAGCAACGCCUCCUUGGCCCAGGUCAUCACGAAGGUGGACGUCGUGUACGAAAAGGAGAUGCUCUAUCUCUAUGUGCUGAGCAGCUUCGGGGGGCUGCUGCUACUGCUGCUGAUCUUCGCGGGGCUCUACAAGGUCGGCUUCUUCAAACGGGGCCUGAAAGAGAAGAUGGAGGCUGACGAAACUGCCCUGAAUGGGGUUCCUGGAGGGGAGCCUGGGCAACCAGAGCAGCAGGCACCCCAGGAAGAGGCUGAGAAGCUUCUCCCUGAGGAGACACCCCAGAAAAAGGACAGUGAAGCCUGAGGCCAGGCCUGCACACAGGGACUAAACAUCUCCACUGCGUGAACUCAGGCUAGUGACUGCCUGCCCUAGGCCUGUUUCCCCAUCUAGAACAUGGAACUACUGCCUGGUCAGGACCUGCUGAGAGACAGGCCAGGAAGGCCACAGAGGGAACCUUGUCACCAAAUGGUCUUUAUGUCUACCAGCCUCACUAAGCUUCCUCCCCCUGGGGAGAAAAUGUGUGAUCUCGGGCCUACCAGAUAGCUCACCUGGGUAGUGCGCUGCUGUGGCAUGUGCAUGACCCAGUUUGGAGGCUGGGCCCUAUUGCACUGAGGAAGCUUUGGUACUGUGGUCUCUUCUCUCUUUUCCUGUCAUCUGUCUGCCUAUCUAUCUAUCCAUCUAUCUAAAAUGUCAGUCCAAAGUGGUAAAGCUCCAAAAUUGACAAGAAAAAAAAAAAUCUAAUGUACAUUUGGGAAAACUGCAGAGUCUCAGGACCUCAAGACACCCCUGGCCUUCACCCACCUGCCUUUAGGUGUCCAGGGAUGGGGGGGAGGGUUCAGACUCCCAGAACCUGCCCUGCUCUCUGUCCCCUGCAAACUCAACUCGAGUCACUACUGAAGACAAAAUCCCUUACUGAGAUUCCAUAAGCUGCGGUGCUAAGUGGCCCUUCCAGCAUCCUCCUCACUGAGCCCUGGUUACACCAGCCCUGCUUCUUCCUGUCUCCUUCCUGAGGGCAGUAUCCGCCUCUGCUCUGCAGGUACUGGUGGUGACAGCAACUCACCAGUCAGUGCCCAUCCUCAUGGCACAGGUCAGACUUAGUCCAUCCCUGUCAGAUGAUCAACUUAGUAUCAGAUAGAAGGGGAGCACUUCUGCCUGUCGCAUUCACCUCGGGAGCCUUGCCGACAGAAGAGCCAGACGUGGUUCUGGUGGGUGCUCUCUCAGUGGAGAGACAGUCUGUAGAGACCCACCCUUCAAGGCUUAGUCUUCCUUGCCUGGUAACCCCCAGGGCACACUCACUGGCAGGACCGUGUCUGAGAUCCAGCCCCCCGGUGCCAUGAACCAUCCCUGCUUCUUGUUUAUCCAGUAAAUGUAAAUUCCAGUCAGUUCCAUGACACUUUUGUGCCAGUGCAACCUGCCAGCCCCGCUCAACUGAAUAGGUGUUUUUCUCUUGGCCCAGUUGCCAGGCGUGACCCCCCCACCCCAUGCCUUUCCCCCGUGACCCUUGGAGUAUGACCUGCACCUGACAUUGAGGGUUCACUCAAGAGGACCAAGUGAGCAAAACUCACAGGGGUCAUGCUAAGAGGAGAGUCUCUUGCAGCCCCCUGCUCUCUCAGAAUCAAUGACUGUCCAGAGACAGCUCAUCUGGUGAGGUAUUAUCGGAAGGGCCCGAGGUUCCCAGGUCGAUCCCAACAACUGCUUGUCCUGUAAUGGGACUCUGCCUGUCUCUCCCUUUUUGUCUCAUGUGAAACUUGCUAUUGUAUGUAAUAAAU